AUGUCUGAGGGCAACCCUUUCAGGGGACUGCCCCGUCUGCGGAGGGCCGCGACCUCCUUCCCAGGGAACCUGCACCUGGUCCUGGUGCUGCGGCCCACCAGCCUGCUCCACAGCCCCGGGACCCCCUCCUCCAGCGGCACCGACCUGGGCUUCCGCUUCAGCCAGGACGACUUCCUGCUCAAGAUGCCGGUGGUGAUGCUGAGCUCCGUCACUGACCUCCUGCGCUACAUUGACGAGAACCAGCUCAACUCCGAGUUUGCCGGAACACUAGAGUAUUGCCAUAGCGACUGGGUUGUCCUCCGCACGGCGAUCGAGAGCUUUGCGGUGACGGUAAAAGACAUCGCUCAGCUGCUGCAGGCUUUCGGCUCGGAGCUGGCCGAGACAGACCUGCCUGACGAGGCCGAUGCCAUCGAGCUCCUCCUCCGCUCGCACACCGACAAGUACCGCCAGAUGAAGGAUGACAUCAGGAGUGUGACGAAGGAAGGGCGCAACCUGUUGUGUAACCUCGAGACGGCCAAGUCGGCCCAGAAGAGCGGGGCUGAGGACAGGGAUGUCAAGCAGGACAGGGACACUGUCCAGAGGUUGCUGGCCCAGCUCAGGGACAUGGAGAUGGCGUUUGACGGCUUCUUUGAAAAGCACCACCUGAAGCUGCAACAGUAUCUUCAGCUGCUCAGAUAUGAGAUCAGCUUCCAUGAGAUGGAAGACGUGCUGGAGCGUCUCUCUGCUCAGGAGAAGGGGCUGGCGUCUGUCGGAGCUACAGUGGCUCAGAAUGAACAGCUUCUGAAGGACCUGGAAACACUGGACCUCCAUGCUGAAGAGGAGAUGGGCCGAGCCCAGAUCAUCAUCCUCCACGGUCACCAGCUGGCGGCCAGCCACCACUACGCCAUGUCCCUCAUCGUACAGCGCUGCAACGAGCUACGACAUCACUGUGAUGUCAUCACCACCGCCAUCCGAGCCAAACGAGCCGCCCUGACCCGCUCGCGCGACCUGCUACUGCGUCUGGAGGAGGCUCUGCACUGGUGCGACCAGGGAGCCUACCUGCUGGCCAGCCAGCUGAUUGACAGGUUCCAGUCUAAGGAGGGGGCGGCGGCAGCCCUGAGAGACAUCGAGCGCUUCCAGGAGGGGGCGCCCUCCUUCCUCGGCCACUCCCCCGACGGCCUCAGCCUGGAGUUUGAGGCUGUUCUCACCCCUCAGCUACAGUCUCAGAUUGGCAUGGUAACAGAGAAGGUGGGUGUGGUCCAGGGGAUGGUGCAGACUCGGCAGGCGUGUCUGAGGAAGCUGGCUGACAUCCAGGCCCGACCCAUCCAGCUGGUGGCUCCCCGCCCAGAACACACUGAGAAGGCCUGCAGGUCUCCCCUGUUCUCCCCCAAACACAGUAUGGACUUCAACUCUGUGCUCAACUCCCGAUUCUCCUUUGACCUUUUACCCGGCAAGAGGGCGUCCCGCCGAAGUCCCAGUGCACGCAAGAUUGAGGUGAUGCAUGAUUACCAUGACAACCGCAGCUGUCUCACCUCAGACUCCGAAGCGGACGAGAGUCCUGAACAACUCAAACGCCUCAUCAUGAAGGAGCUGAUUGAGACCGAGAGACUGUAUGUGGAGGAGCUGCUGUCUGUGCUACUGGGUUACAGGGCAGAAAUGGAUAAUCCCUCCCUCUCCUUCUUGCUGUCCUCUGACCUCCGUAAAAAGAAAGAGGUCCUCUUUGGAAACAUCCCAGAGAUCUACCAGUUCCACAGCAGGGUGUUCCUGCAGGACCUGCAAGGUUGCCUGGAGACUCCAGAGCGAGUGGGCGCCUGCUUCCUGUUAAGGAAAGAGAAGUUCCAGGUGUACGAGCGCUACUGCCAAAACAAGCCUCGAUCCGAGUUGCUAUGGCGACAGUGUUCUGACUCACCCUUUUUUCAGGAGUGCCAGAGGAAGCUGGAGCACAAACUGGGUCUGGACUCGUACCUGCUGAAGCCCGUCCAGCGCCUCACCAAGUACCAGCUGCUGCUCAAGGAGCUGGUGAAGCACAGUGCAGGCAGCCCCUUCCUGUCUGAGCUGCGGGAGGCUCUAGACGCCAUGCUGGAUCUCCUCAAGUCUGUCAACGACUCCAUGCACCAGAUCGCCAUAACAGGAUAUGAGGGUGACCUGAGCCAGCUGGGCAGGGUUCUGAUGCAGGGUUCCUUCAGUGUGUGGAUCAGCUACAAGCGAGCCGCCACCAGGAUGAAGGAGCUGGCGCGCUUCAAGCCCAUGCAGCGCCACCUCUUCCUGUACGAACACGCCCUGCUCUUCUGCAAGCGGCGCGAAGAGGCUGACAGCCACGACCGCAUGCCCUUCUACAGCUUCAAACACUGUCUCAGGAUGAGUGCUGUGGGCAUCACAGAGAACGUGAAAGGAGAUAUGAAGAAGUUUGAGCUCUGGUACAGUGGCCGGGAGGAAGUUUAUGUCGUGCAGGCUGCCUCACUGGAGAUGAAGGUGGCCUGGCUGUCAGAGAUCCGGAAGGUUCUGACCAAUCAGCGGAAACUGCUCCAAGAUGACACUCCUCUCCUCGCUCUUCCAGAGAACCCUCUGUCUCCGCCCUCGGCUGAAAGUCUGGCGCGUGUGCCGGUGUGCAUGCCCUGGAGCGCCGCCCAGAUCGCCGGCUGCUCAGCCUGUCUCCAUAUCCUCCCUCACAGCACGCUGCCCGGCCACGCCCACAGCGCCCCGCAGGCUGGGCCUGGACGCACCAGCCCCACCCUCAGCGAACCUGUGGUCCUGUCACCCCAGCCCAGGUCCAGCCGACGCAGUUGGCCGGGUCCCGCCCACUCGGUGGCCAUCUGUGAAGGUCUGGAGGACUGGACUGCCACAGACCUCUCCAACCUGUCAGACUCUGAGGAGGACGAACAGCCCGCCCCCCUGGUCCCUGGGAGGUACCGGGUCAUGGUCGACAGCAGUGUGUUCACCACGGACACCGAUGACCUCGUCUUUAGGAGCGGUGAUGUCAUCCAGCUGCACCAGGAGGACUCUGAGGGCCAGUGGCUUGUGAAGAACGUGAGUCGCGGGGAAGAGGGCAGAGUUUCCACUGAUUACCUGCAACGGAUUCUGGGAGAGAGCAGUUUGUCCAGUCAGGGGAUGUAGGACAGCUCAACUCUUCAAUCACCACACACAGACACACUCUCACAUAGUCUCACACACAUACAGAACAGUCACACACACACUUACAGAAACACUCAACACCAUCUUCAUCACUCCUCGCCACCAUUCCAUCGAUCGGAGGCCGAGUCUUCCAUGAACGUCAGCCAGGUGGCCAGAUCAGUCAGCUGUCAGAACGUGCAGGUUCACACAGGGGAGUGAUCCUGCUCUGAACCCACAAGAUGACCAGACUCCAGGACAAGGGGCCAAAUGCCACCAGGCCUCCCUGUAGCUGUGGAACGACCAGAGACCAUGACCCCACCUGGGCUUCUCUCCACAGGGAGCUGCCGUCGAGGGUCAGGAUAUGGGAGGAGCUGUCUCCAGGACUACGUACGAGUGAGACUGGUGGAGCACUCUUGUGGUCCUUUACUUUGACAUUGUGACCAUGGGCGAGGACUGUGGUUCAUUUAGUCGUUCAUGACCACACAUCAGGACGUGGGAUAUGGGACAUGUGGAACGAAGGGGAUUUGUUGCAGCGCAGCACCGUGAUGAAUUUCUAUUUUCCUACUGUGUGUGUAAGAUACUGCCCUCCCUGUGUUGAUAUUGAAUCCAUGCAACAUAUCACCUCCACUGGGUCAUGUGCCAAAAAGGCUGCUGUACAAUUCCGCUGCUCUGCUGCUUUCUGCACGGGUUGGGAUAUGCAUGUGUCUGAGUGUUUGUCUGUGUGUGUGUGUGUUUCAGCCCAGCUCUCUAGUCUGGUUUAUCCAGCUGUUUCUGCUCACUGCUCUAGUCUGCAUGAGGGACAGGUAGCCCUGCUGCUGGACUCUGGAGUUGCCUCAGACACUGGUCUGGGAUCAGGCUGCAGGUGGUCGAGUCUGGGACUGGAGAGGACAGGAGCAGAGGAGAACUGAUCCUAGAUCUGUGCCUCGUGGCGACUCUUCAUCCAUGCUUUAUGUUUUUAUCUGCACUGCAGUUGUACGCCAGUAGAGGGUGCUCCUGUCAUACUGACUGUGAUGAAGAACCCACACUUAUGUCAGUGGAUGAAAAAUGAGUUUGCUGCUUUUGCCUAAUUGUACACUAUU
Messenger RNA from Hypomesus transpacificus, 4169 nucleotides. It is a transcript of the gene mcf2b, whose product is annotated as proto-oncogene DBL. Bases 1 to 3093 code for a protein of 1030 amino acids. Lineage: Eukaryota; Metazoa; Chordata; Actinopteri; Osmeriformes; Osmeridae. The record is from RefSeq and is a predicted model, not a curated record. Gene Ontology annotation, molecular function: guanyl-nucleotide exchange factor activity; protein binding. The transcript has 27 exons. Gene Ontology annotation, biological process: intracellular signal transduction; dendrite development. Gene Ontology annotation, cellular component: cytoplasm.